GUAAUACUAAAAGCGAGACAAGGAAAAUGAUACUCUGUUUACCUAAUCUUAUAUACAACACAAACAAAAAGAAAUAAAAUUGAAUUUAUUUUAAUAACAUCUUAUAAAUAUAUUUUAAAGAAUACUUUGAUAUAUAUUAUUUCUGUUAAUUUCAAGUAGAAGACUUUGCGCCCUUAAAUAUCACGAAAAUAUUUUUACAAUGACUAUGUAAAUAUUUUAUACAUGUAUAUAUUAUACAUAUAUGAUAUCUAUAGAUAUAAUAUGUAUAACCUAAACAAAAGCAUUAGCUAUUUGUAAUUAUUAAAGGACUGAACAGAAUUGCCAAUCUUAUCUGUCAGUUUUAUAUCAAAUAGUUAUAGAGAUUUAACAUUAUAAUAAUAAAUAAAGAAAUGGCUAAUAUACCAGAAAGCGCAUUGAUUGCUGCUCAGAAAGCUGUGCAAUUUGAUAGAAAUGGAGAAUAUAAACAAGCCCUAUAUUACUACAAAGUAACAGUAAAAUCUCUUGAUGGAUUAUCCUUAGAUGCUGCAUAUGAUCAGAAGAUUACAGAUUAUCGAGAAAGAAUAUCUGCGAUUCAACAAUUAAUUAAUGAGGAAGAUGAAUCACAUGGUGCUAUUAGUCAACAAAAGUCUGAUCUUCACAGGUGUGAAUUUUUGAUAAGUCAAGCACUUGAUGCUGAUGAAGCAGGUCUUAAAGAUGUUGCUUUGAAAUUAUACACAGAUGCUGCUGAAUUGGGCCUUAGUGUAAAAAUAACUACUUCUGAAAUAAAAAUAAAGUUAAAUAAUUUAAUCCGACUUGCUCUUGAGAGAGCAGAAUCUUUAAAAGGUAUUAAAAAAGAAACUGAUGAUUUAGAUGAUAUUAUUAAAUCACUUCAAAAUUUACAACCUGUUCCUAAUGAUGAUCCUUCAGAUACAGUCUCAUCAUUAAAAUCUUCUACUACAAAUUAUUUACAAGAUAAAUUUUUAGGACAUCAAACAAAACCUUCACUGCACCGUGGAAGUAGUGCACAUCUUAAAAUAGCAAGUGGUAGUACCUCUUAUACGGAAGAAGAAAAAAAAGUUUUACUUCAUAGUUCUCAUAUAAAUGAUAAAGAAUUUGUACCUUUUAUGGAUGUUGAUUUAUUGGAGAGAUUUCAAUAUGCUAUACCAUUUACUGAUAAAGAUGGAUUAUUGGCAUUAGCUCCUAAACAGAAAACAACUUUUGCAAGAUGGUGCCGGCCUGAAGAAUUAUUUUCUGAACCUAAAAUGUUGAUGGGACAUUAUGUUGACUACUAUAGCAUUAAACAAACUGUCAUAUCAGAUUGUUCAUUUGUAGCUUCUCUUGCUGUAAGUGCGCAAUAUGAAAAGAGAUUUGGUCGUAGGCUUAUUACAUCUAUUAUUUAUCCAAAAAAUAGGAAUAAUGAACCAGUGUACAAUCCGUUUGGAAAGUACAUGGUAAAAUUACACAUCAAUGGCAUUCCUCGCAAAGUAAUAAUAGAUGAUUUGUUACCUGUAAAUCGACAUAAUCAGUUACUUUGCUCCUAUUCUAACAAUCGCGGUGAGCUAUGGGUUUCUUUAUUAGAGAAAGCAUAUAUGAAAGUAAUGGGUGGUUAUGAUUUUCCUGGAUCUGGUAGUAAUAUAGACUUACAUGCUUUAACUGGUUGGAUACCUGAGAGAUAUGCUAUAAAACCAGAUGAUCCAGAUUUUAAUAAAGAUGGUUUCUUUGAAACUCUAAGAUUGAGAUUGCAUAAAGGUGACAUGCUUGUCACAGUUGGUACAGGACAAAUGUCAGAUAUUGAAGCAGAAAGAGCAGGUCUUGUCUCUACUCAUGCCUAUGCAGUAUUAGAUGUUAGAGAAAUAAAUGGAGUUAGACUUUUUCAAUUGAAAAAUCCAUGGUCGUAUUUGAGGUGGAAAGGAAAUUACUCAGAAUUGGAUACAAUGCAUUGGACUCGUGAAUUAAGAGAAAUAUUGAAUUAUGAUCCAGAUUCUGCAUCACAAUUGGAUAAUGGAGUUUUUUGGAUUGAUUAUGACAGUAUAUGUCAAUUUUUUGUUGUCUUUCUUAUCAACUGGAAUCCUGGCUUAUUUAAAUAUACUUACUGCAUUCAUCAAAUGUGGAAUGCAGGAAUUGGACCUGUAAAAGAUGUGUAUAAUAUAGGCGAUAAUCCACAAUUUUUACUUGAAGUGCAAAGUAAUACGACAGGAGCAGUAUGGAUUCUCUUAACAAGACAUAUUACUGAUAUAGCUGAUUUUCGAGAAAAUAAAGAAUAUAUCACAGUAUUAAUAUACCGGAAUGACGGUAAAAGAGUAUAUUACCCAGAUGAUCCACCACCGUAUAUUCACGGAGUAAGGAUAAAUAGUCCACAUUAUCUUUGUAAAAUAAAAUUAGAAAAUAACAGCGAUACACAAUACACUUUGGUUAUAUCACAAUAUGAAAAAACACAUACGAUAUAUUACACUUUACGUGCGUAUGCAACAUGUCCUUUCAAAUUAUGGCAAAUACCUCAGUUAUAUAAAUAUGAAAAGGAGAUUACAGAUGGUCAAUGGAAAGGGAUUUCUGCAGGGGGAUGUUCCAAUCACACAACUUAUCCUAAUAAUCCAUAUUAUCAACUUGAUUUGGAAAGUACUGGGGAUAAUAAUUAUGUAUUAAUUAUUUUAAAAGGACCUAAAGAGUAUCAAAUAGGUUUUGACAUUGUUAUGGUAACUAUUAAUAAUCCAAAUGCAGAGGUGUUCAAAUCAAAAAAUUCUGGUUCAUUUCGGCCAGGAUUUGUUUAUUUAGAAUUAGAAAGAGUACCAGCUGGAAUGUAUCAUAUUAUUCCAUCUACGUAUCUCCCAGGACAAGAAGGCCCAUUCUUUUUGAUAUGUAAAUCAUCUUGCAAUUUAUUUCUUCGUCGAAUUCAGUAAUUAGUCAUUGUAAAAAUAUCUUUGUUGAAAAAUGGAUUUCAUUCUGUUUAUUCAACAUUAUCUAUUAUUAGAUGCAAGUGAUAUUUCAAUCAUACAAAAGCUUAUAUAAAUAAUAAUUUUAUUGCACGAUUUUAUUGGACUUAUCUGCUUGCGUCUCAUCUAUUAUUAUAAAAAAAUAAAAUAAAGAAAAAACAGAAGAAAGAAGAAACAGUGUGUUGCAAAAUACCUCUAUUUUAUAAUUCAAAGUACAAACAAAAAUAAGAAUAGAUUAUCAAUAUCUAUAUUUUGAUAUUUAGAAAUCAUGACACUUGAAUUAUAUAUGAAAAAGAAAUUAUUUUAUAUAUUUAUGUUUACUAAUAAAUCUUACAUAUUGUUGUGAAAUAUAAUAUCUAAAUUUUAUAAUCCUUACUAGACCUAUAAUUAUAGUCGCGUAAUAUAUACAUUAGGGUAAUAUCAAUUUGUCAGUGAGCACAUUUAUGUAGAAAGGUAUUUUUUAAUGAAAAUUGUAAUUAAAAAUUGUAAGACAUUUUAUUUCUCUAGUAAAAUCAACUCUAUUACUCUAUAAUACAAUACAAAAUACUACAUUUCAUAAGUUCAUACAGUUUAGCAAUAUUAAUGUUAAUGCGCAGUAAAAUUCUUUUUUUGCCUGGUAA
Messenger RNA from Vespa velutina, 3529 nucleotides. Its product is annotated as calpain-7-like. The record is from RefSeq and is a predicted model, not a curated record. The coding region runs from base 390 to 2876 and encodes 828 amino acids. Gene Ontology annotation, biological process: proteolysis. Gene Ontology annotation, molecular function: calcium-dependent cysteine-type endopeptidase activity. Lineage: Eukaryota; Metazoa; Arthropoda; Insecta; Hymenoptera; Vespidae. The transcript is spliced from 13 exons.